AGGAGGGCCUUGCUUUGAUCAACAUGGCGGACAACAAAGCCUCGGUGCUGUAACGCAUUCGGCACAAAACGACAUGGAUCAGAUGCAAAACUCGCACGAAGAGUACCACAGCAAUCCGUACAACCACUAUCCGAACUACCGACCGGGCUACGGGGGCGCUGGAUAUGGGAUGAUGAGCCCGUCGCGCCAGGGGAACACCGCGGGCCCGGGCAGCAGCACCGCCGCUCAGGGAAAGACUACCAUGGCUUCUACUUCUGCCCCGUCUCCUGGUGCAAACGUGCCCGCGUUUCAGAGGUUUCCUCCCGGCCAGAGUCAGCCGCAGCACCCGUCGGGGAAUACUCCCACCCUUAAUCAGCUGCUGACCUCUCCGAGUCCGAUGAUGCGCGCUUAUGGCGGGGGAUAUCAAGAUUAUAAUAAUAAUCCUUCAGCUCAGCAGCAGCAGGGCAUGGGGAUCAGCAAAGACAUCAUGAGCUCCACGUACAGCUCAAGCCACGGCUGGCCGCAGAGGAAUCACCCCGCCAUGAGUCCUGGAAAUAACGGCCAGGGAGGCAGCCGAUCCCAGGUGGCACCGAUGGACGCCAUGGCCAUGAAACGCUCUCAGCUUUACGGCAUGGCGAACAGCCCUUAUUCUCAGCAGCAGCAGCAGCAGCAGCCGAGCGGAGCCUACUCCAGCCAAUCAUACGGAACUUCUUCUCCCCACCGUUAUCCAAUGGGACUGCAGGGGCGUGACCAGGCUGGCAUGGGCAUGCAGUACCCGCAUCAACAGGUGCCGGCGCAGUAUGGGCAACAGGGCAUGGGUGGGUACUGCCAGCAGGGCCAGCCGCCGUACUUCAGCCCUCCUCAUCAACAGCCUGCAGCUCCCUCACAGCCUCACUACAUGCAGCCUCGAGCUCCGCCACAGCAGGAAGCUCCUCAGGAGGCCUACAGUGGCAGAGGUCAGCCUGCAAUGACUCCUGGGAAACCCAACCACGAUGAGAUGGGCCUGAACCAGCAGGAUCGACCGUCGAGCCUUCCAGACCUUUCCGGCUCCAUAGACGACCUCCCGACUGGCACGGAGGCGGCACUGAGCUCGGCGGUAAGCGCCUCGGGUUCCACCAGCAGCCAGGGCGAGCAGAGCAACACGGCCCAGUCUCCGUUCUCGCCUCACGCCUCGCCCCGCCUGUCCAGCCUGCGCGGCGGCCCCUCGCCGUCUCCCGUCGGCUCACCCGUGGGCUCCAGCCAGUCACGGUCUGGACCCAUAUCGCCUGCUAGUGUGCCAGGUGCACAAAUGGCUCCACAAACCCCGAAUGUAUCCGAUGUGGCCCCUCAUUCCACCCUCAGUCAGUCGCCCCUGUCUCAGGAGAGGGGAUUCGCCUCCAGCGUGCAGCGCGGUGGCCCCGGCCCUCAGUGUGGCCCCCAGCAGCCGGGACCCCCAAUGUCCCCGCAGCAGUCUCCGGGAGGUCCCGUGCACCACAGCAUGGGCUCCUACCAGCAAGCCGGGCCUGGGUACGGACCACAGGGACAGUACGGCCCUUCAGGUAAUUAUCCCCGUCCACCCAGCUACGGCGGCGCGCCGGGCCCCAGCUACAGCGGCCCCGGACCCGGCAUGAGCCUGGGCAUGAACGCCGGCAGCCCCAUGCACGGCCAGGGACCCGGACAGCCCUGCGGCUCGAUGCCAGCCUCGAGGGCCCCUGCCCAGCCGGGGGGAGGACGACCGUACACAGCGGGCUCUAGCAGCAUGGCACCUACCUCUCCCAGCAUGCCCCAGUCUGCAGGGCCUGGCAUGGGCCCGCCUCCACCCACAGGCACUCGCAAACCCCACGACAGCGGCGCCGCACCUUCCCCACAGAACCCCCACCUACCCGGAUCAGCCAGGCCUCCAUACACCAGGUCCCCCGUGUACCCAGGUGCGCGGCCAAGCCCGUUCGCUCCUCCCCAUUUCCCCCAGCAUCACGCCAGCCUUUAUGCCAGCGGCCCGGGCCAGCCUGAGCCCGAGCAUUACGGGUCAGGCGGGUAUCCAGGUGGGCCCAUGAUGGGUGGUAUGGGUCCAGGAGGCCCUUAUAAUCCACCACCGGGAGCCAACUUGAGUAGAAUGAACAUGCAGAGCCCUCCGUACAGUAACAUGCCGUCAGGACCGAUGCAGCUGGGCUCAGGAGACGGGAUGCCUCCCACUGACCAUAAACUAAGAACAGAUCCCAAGGAUGAAGGCAGCAUGGCCGGCAGCGAACCACCUAAAUCUAAGGACAGCUCCAGCUCGCACUGUGUGUCUCAGCCCCCCACCCCGUCCCCCCUGUCCCCCAGCCCUGCUAGUCUGUCCUCUAAUCACGGAGAUGACAGUGACAGCAUUAGCAGUCCGGCCUGGCCAAAGACCCCCACCAGCCCCAAGCUGAGCUCUGCGCCCAUGACCACUGAGAAGAUCACACGCCUAUAUGAGAUGGGCAGCGAGCCAGAGAGGAGAGGCUGGGUGGACCGAUACCUGGCCUUUAUGGAAGAGAGGGGCACGCCUGUGCCCAACAUCCCUGCCGUGGGCAAGAAACCCCUAGACCUGUGCCGCUUUUACCUGUGUGUACGUGACAUCGGCGGCCUGGCGAUGGUAAACAAGAACAAGAAAUGGCGAGAGCUCUCCGGUCUCCUAAACGUGGGCACGUCCAGCAGCUCGGCCAGCUCUUUGAAGAAGCAGUACAUCCAGUUCCUGUUCGCCUACGAGUGUAAAGUGGAGCGCGGUGAGGAGCCUCCUCCAGACGCCUUCAACACCGCAGACGGCAAGAAGCUGCAGCAGCCGAAGAUCCAGCCUCCCUCGCCAGCUAACUCCGGGUCUCUUCAGGGGCCCCAGACCCCUCAGUCUACGGGCAGCAGCUCCAUGACGGAAAUGCCAGGGGAUGGAAAACCCCCCACACCAGCCUCCACGCCCCACAGUCAUAUGAUCUCUCUACAGAGUGCCAGGAACAGCGGUGUCAGCGUGCAGGAUCCCUUCUUUGACAGCAGCGACCCAGUGUUUCAAAAGCGAGGCAACAUCCCUGCUGGCAUGAUGUACCCUCAAGGAGUGGGCGGAAUGGAUGCCCGAAUGCAGUACGAUGCCAACAAGGAGCCGUUCGUGGCUCAAAGAAAAGGUGGCAGCGACUCCUUCAUGCCAGGACAAAUGGCCAGCGGUGGCAUGCAAGACAUGUACCCACGGGGUCCCCAGGGCAUGGGAAUGCGACCCCAGUAUCCUUACAACCCCGUCUUCGAAAGAAGGCCCGAACACGCGAUGGGCCAAGACGGUGGAAUGGUGCCGCCCGGAAAUCAGAACAGCAUGAUGCCCUCCAACAACGAUCCGAGCAUGUUCCCGGGCAGUAGAUACCCGUCCCAUCAGAGGCACGGACAUGAUGGUUAUGGGCAGCAGUACCCUCAAAGCAUGGCGUACGGCACCCAUGGAAUGUACCCACAGCCGCAGGGGUACAAGAGACCAGGGGAAGGGCUGUACGCCCCCCCGGCAAAGCGGCACGAGGGCGACUCCUACGGCAUGCAGUACGGCGGCCAGCAUCCAGACAUGUACAGCCAGUACGGUGCAGGAUACCCGGACCGCAGACCCAUGCAGGGCCAGUUUGGUUACCCGUAUAACCGGGAGCGCAUGCAGCACGGCGGACAGGGACCGCCCCAGCACAACAUGAUGGCGGGAGGACCGUCUUCCACCUCCAGCGCCGGGCCUCAAGGGAACAUGUGGCAUCCCAGAAGUGACAUGGGCUACCAGUACUCCGGCAGACAGGGUCCCACGUACCCCCCCAUGAGCCGUGCAGAUGAGCCGGAGGGCAGGGUCAAUCAGGACGGUCAGUGGCCGAGUCACGCCGGCCAGCACCAGUCGCCUUACCCUUCCCAGUCUACUUCUAGCUCCAUGCCUCCCAUACCAAACCGCCAGCCUCCGUCCUCAUACCAGUCUCCUCCGGCCAUGCCCAAUCACGUUUCCCGUGCCCCCAGCCCAUCGCCCUUCUCCCGACCCAUGGGGGGUUCCAUGUCUCCCAGUAAAGGUCACUUGAUGCCGAAACCAGGCGUGCCCGGGUCCAUGCCGGGAUCUCAGGGUGGUGGCGUCCCCGGUCAGGGUCCACCGUCCGUCCAUCAGAAGAUCAGCUUUCCACCGGAAUCUGUCGAGGCCACGCAGCCCCAGCUAAAGCCGCGCCGAAGGUUAACCUCUAAAGACAUCGGAACGCCGGAGGCCUGGCGGGUGAUGAUGUCUUUAAAGUCUGGCUUGCUAGCAGAGAGCACCUGGGCCUUGGACACCAUAAACAUCCUGCUGUACGAUGAUAACACAGUGUCUUCCUUCACCUUGUCUCAGUUGCCUGGUUUCCUAGAAUUAAUCGUGGAAUAUUUAAGACGCUGCCUGAUCGAGAUCUUUGGAAUCCUGGAGGAAUAUGAAGUGGGCACCAACGGACAGAAGACUCUUCUUGGUCCUUCACCAGAGCCAGUCAAAGAGGAAUCUGUGGAUCUGAAGCAGGACAACCAAUCAGAUCCUGAGCAGGUAAACAAGAAACCGGAGACAGAGCCUGGAGUCCUAGAGAGCAACUCCGGUGCAGAGAACCUGGAGAAAAUGCCAGCAGAGGUGGUAGAACGAGAGCAGAACGGACCUAAAGAAGCGGGUAAAGAAGACGACCCAUUUUCGGAACCCCGGAUGAAACAAGCCAGCAAGUACGACCGACUGCCGGUGAAGGUGGAGGACAGGGAUGCGAUCGAUGACCAGGUGGAAGACAGGACAGAGCUACUGGGCCUGGGGAGAGAGUUUACCAGCGGCUUGUUGCACUGGGAGGCCGGCGGAGGAGACUCGACCGCCCACAUCCAGACCUAUUUCGAAAGGAAGUGGGCGGAGACGGGGGGCGAAGCCUCGCCAGACACGGACGCAGAGAAAAAAGAAGAUCAGGACGCUGCGGAUCCCAGUAAAGAUGUGGAAGAAGAUCAAAAAGAAGCUCAAGGUUCGACAGACGAGACUCCGCCAGCCGUCGUGGAGCAAGUUGGUGGUGCCCAAGAGUUACAGAAACGGGAGAAGGACCUUCUGGAAGACGAGCCACGCUGCUGGGACGAGGCACCUCUUUCGACGGCCGAGGACUGGCAGGACGAGCUGGCGAAGCGAUGCAUAUGCGUCUCCAACGUAAUCCGCGGGCUGUCCUUUGUGCCAGGCAACGAUGCCGACAUGGCACGGCACCCAGGCUUGGUACUCAUACUGGGAAAGCUCGUCCUCCUGCACCACGAGCACCCGAAGAGGAAAAGGACGUCCCCGACGUACCAGCACGAAGAGGAACGGAGUCUAGCCUGCAGCAAGGACGAGUGGUGGUGGGACUGCCUCGGCGCCCUGCACGAAAACACCCUGGUGACCUUGGCCAACAUUUCCGGGCACCUGGAUCUGUCCGUCUACCCCGAGAGCAUUUGCUUACCCAUCCUGGACGGCCUCCUGCACUGGAUGGUGUGCCCGUCCGCCGAAGCCCAGGAUCCGUUCUGCACGGCGGGCGGAUUCUCCUCCUUGACGCCGCAGAGGCUGGUACUGGAGUGCCUGUGCAAGCUGAGCAUCCAGGACUGUAACGUGGACCUGCUGCUGGCGACGCCCCCUUUCAGCCGCCAGGAGCGCCUCUUCGCGACGUUGAUGCAACUCGUGGGCGAACGCAAGAGCCAAGUGUGUCGGGAGAUGGCGGUGGCCGUGCUGGCCAACCUGGCACAAGGCAGCGCCACGGCGGCCCGUGUGAUCGCCCUGCAGAAGGGCAGCAUCGGGACCCUGGUGGGGUUUCUGGAGGACAGUCUGGCCAUGGCGCAGUAUCAGCAGAGUCCUCACAGCCUGCUGCACGCGGGACACCCGACGCACUCCGAGCCGGCCAGUAUCAACAUGAUGUGCCGGGCUGCCAAGGCGCUGAUGGCGAUCGCUCAGGUGGAGGAGAACCGGGCCGAGUUCGUGCUGUACGAGAGCCGCCUGCUGGACGUCACGCUGUCGUCCGUCGUGAACUCUAGCGUGGCGGCUAUCCUGUGCGAGGUGCUGUUCAAGCUCGGGCGCUCGUGACACCAGUGCCGGAGAGCGGCGGGGACGAGAGGGGCGGGUGGAGGUGGCGCGGAAUCGUCGGGGUUAUAUUUUUAUUUAAAGAAAUUCGAAAAAGACAAAAAAUGUUUCUACAAACAAAUGAAUAUAUAGAGAGUAUAUAUAGCUCCUCUACGCCCCGUGUUUUUGCUAUUUUUAUUUUGGAUUUUUUUUUCUAAAUGAUUUUAAUACAGAUAUUUAAUAUUUCACGUUUGUUUUGUAUUCUUUUAAUGUUUCGUUUUGCUUUUUUUGUUCGUUUUUAAGUUCUUUUAACCAAAGUUGGUAUCUGGCAGAUACUGUUUAUUCCUUUUCUGCUCUCAUGAUGUUUUUUUUUAUGGUUCGUGGCUGUUUCUAGUGGGACUUUGUUUAUUCGGGGAUGCAGAUUUAUUUAAAUCGUGACGUGCUGUAGAUAGAACUCGCACCAUGUUAAAGAAGAAAAACAAAGAAAAAAAGAAAAAACACACUGAUUUUACUCUGUAUUCUUGUAUCCAGCUCUAAAGUGUCGUGCAAUAGGGUUUAGGAGGCUUGCUGGAGGGGAGAUUAUUAAAUGUGAAUGACUCUAUAGUACCACAGGCAAUAUACACAUCUGAUGACCAGUAUCGCACUGCGUAACCUCACCAGUAUCACACCAGACGGGGAGGAAAACGCGUCAGCUGGUUUGAAACGUACUUGCUUCCACCCACCAGUAGGAGCUCCGGUCACAGGAACUCCAAAGCGCUUUGGGUACCACUACUUCUCUCUCCUCUGCAACCUUUGGGCUGAUAUGUGUAUGUGAUCUGUAUAUUAAACAGGCCCUGAUUCUUUUCCUUUUCUCCGAGACGUGGUAUUAUACAGAGUGAUGCUAGACGAUGCUGAUUAUUAACGAUUCGAGAAUGUUCUGUUAAAGGAAGCGUGCCGACGUGUGGACUGUCCUGUGUGAAAGCGCCUCAACGUGUCCGGCUCGAAAAAGAAGAACGAGAAUGACACAGACUCCUGAACGCGGGCGUCGGCCUGACCGUACUCGAGUGUCUUUACCCAACAAUGACUCGAGACUUCAGACUUGAGUUCUGAUGAAAAUGCGCCGAUGACUCUUAACUCUUUUCCAUGCCAUAUGAUUUGAUGACCAUUGUUUAUUAGUAUAAAGUCUUUAUACUACAUGUUCCACAUGUUAAAGUAAAUGUACAUGAAACUGUACAUGAAACCUG
This is a messenger RNA of Trichomycterus rosablanca, 7191 nucleotides long. RefSeq names its product AT-rich interactive domain 1B (gene arid1b). The transcript is spliced from 22 exons. The record is from RefSeq and is a predicted model, not a curated record. Lineage: Eukaryota; Metazoa; Chordata; Actinopteri; Siluriformes; Trichomycteridae. Gene Ontology annotation, molecular function: nucleosome binding; DNA binding. The coding region runs from base 74 to 5992 and encodes 1972 amino acids. Gene Ontology annotation, biological process: positive regulation of DNA-templated transcription; regulation of transcription by RNA polymerase II; chromatin remodeling. Gene Ontology annotation, cellular component: brahma complex; SWI/SNF complex; nBAF complex.